Messenger RNA from Saccostrea echinata, 2274 nucleotides. Its product is annotated as bromodomain-containing protein 8-like. The coding region runs from base 29 to 2023 and encodes 664 amino acids. Gene Ontology annotation, cellular component: NuA4 histone acetyltransferase complex. Gene Ontology annotation, molecular function: protein binding. The record is from RefSeq and is a predicted model, not a curated record. The transcript is spliced from 20 exons. Lineage: Eukaryota; Metazoa; Mollusca; Bivalvia; Ostreida; Ostreidae.
UUAGUUUCCUGUUACAAGCGUGUGAAAAAUGGCAACACCAAAAUACAAACUAGGAAAUAUGCCACUAGAUAAAUGGUCAAUCAGAGAACGACUGGCAUUAGCAUGCUCUGUUUUGAGGAGUGGUGAUCAAAAUUGGGUAUCAGUGAGCAGAGCUAUCAAAGCUUAUGGAGAACCAAACAGACCACCAGAAUGGUUUUCUCAGAAGAAUUGUGCAUUGCAGUAUGCAGACCUUCUGGAGAAAGUGGAAACACCUAAGAGGAAAGGCAGGGAUCGUGGUGAGGUGGAGACCCCAAGUCUUCAGAUUAUGAGAAAACUAACGAUAGAGCGGAUAGAGGAACUGAAGAAAACGGUUAUGGAACAGGAACAAAAAUACAAGAAGUUAAAGAAAGAAGUGGAAAUGAUCAAAUCAGGACAGUGGGAUGACAGACUGCCUAAUAUUUAUCAGCAAAUGCUCAGCGAGAAGAAGGAAGCAGAAGAGGCGGCCAGACAAGCUGAGAUGUCGGCAGCCGAGUCUGCCCAAGCUUCUACCGCAGAAAGUCAAACAGAAAUGGAGACAGAGGAAAAUGAUCAAGAAACAGAGAAUAAAGAAAUUAUUGUGGAGGCUAACAUCACCAAUAUUACAGCUGAAGAGAAAGCUGUACUAAAGGAGCCCUUAACUGUGAAGAUAGAGCCUACCUCAGGGGGAGAAGACAAACCCAAGCCUACCCCCUCCCCAACACGAUUGUUGACCACUCUUCUGUCCAGUAAAACCAGCAAAGUGGAGGAUCUAAAGGAACUCAAAGAGAAAACAGAGCAGGAACAAGCCAAGGCUGAGGCUGCUGUGGUUGCCACGUCUACCACAGUCACCACUUUAACAGAGACACCUGUAAAGAAAACAGAGCAGCGAGAGUCUACAGGGGCUGUCUCAGCCAUUGAACAAACUCCAUCUAGUACUGCCCCAACACUGACCAAACUUCUCCACAAGGGUCAGAGUAAAUCUGUCGAGGAGGAAGAUGUCCCCCGAACCACUACUGACACCCCCAGCAGUAGCAACACCAUCCCAGUAGAUGAGGAGAUUGUGGAGAUAGAAGAUGUAAAGGAAGAGGAAGUAGAAGAACAGGAAGUUAGUCUGCAGCAAAAAGUCAAAGAGGAAGUUGUCAAUGUGGACCAGGACGAGAGUCAGGAAUCCACAGACACAGGAUUUGUACAGCUGGAUGAAGAAGUCUCUAUGAAGGAGGAACCAAUGUCCCCCGCUAGUAGUGUCUCCUCCAAAAUCAGUGAGUGUGACAUAACUAGUAAGUCAGGCAGCAGGCGCAGCAGUAGAGGUCGACAGUCAGCAAGGAAGAGAAGGACCAAGAGAUCAAAGAAACCUCUGGGAGUCAAGGAUGAAGAUAGUACAUCGAGGUUAAGUGAUGGGGAUACGACAGAGGAGGAAACUGCCCGUGAGAGUGACGAUACAUCUGUGUCAGGGAAUAUCACCAAUGUCCCCACCCCAACACCAUUUACAGAAUCCAUUCCUAGCAGCCCAUUAUCUCACUGCAGUGACACAGAAGAUGAGAAAGCCUAUAAAAACUGGAAAAAGUCCAUCAUGCUUGUCUGGAGAUCAGCAGCUAAUCACAAAUAUGCAAAUGUGUUUUUACACCCAGUGACCAAUGAAAUUGCCCCUGGAUACACCACUAUUGUCCACAGGAGAAUGGAUCUGAGUCAGAUUAAGAAGAACAUAGAGAGUGGGGUAAUUAGGACGACCGCUGAGUUCCAACGAGACAUGAUGCUCAUGUUUACAAAUGCCAUCAUGUACAACAAUUGUAAUCACAGGGUUCACAAAAUGGCAGUGGAAAUGUACAAUGAUGUUCUACAGCACAUUGAGCAAUACGUGAGUACCCAGCUAAUGGUCCAGAAUGCAGACACCAAACUUCUGAGGGGCUCCAGACGAGUGGACACCAGUGAUAAGGAAGAGGAGAGCAAGAGAAGGCGUACUUCAUCAGAACAACACGGAGAGGGUGGGAAAACGAAGAAACGAAAAACUAGAGCAGACGAUACGUAAACAAGGCACAACUGAUAAAACCUAAGUCAACUGAGCAGACGAUAUGUAAACAGGGCAUGAAUGAUAAAACUUAAGUCAGCUGAACUUACCAUAUGUAAACAUGGCAUGAAUGAUAAAACCUAAGUCAAGUUAUCAAAGAUGGAGCCAGUAAAUGGAGAUAAUGUUUAAGAUGGCAUUGUUCCUCUGUGAAAUAUCACUUAUGUUGAAUGUUGUAGUGUAAGCAUUGUAAUAAACAGUUAUCAGAAACAAAA